This is a messenger RNA of Megalobrama amblycephala (Wuchang bream), 880 nucleotides long. Its product is annotated as CMRF35-like molecule 1. The coding region runs from base 362 to 820 and encodes 152 amino acids. The record is from RefSeq and is a predicted model, not a curated record. Lineage: Eukaryota; Metazoa; Chordata; Actinopteri; Cypriniformes; Xenocyprididae. The transcript is spliced from 3 exons.
AUAAUAAAAAUAAAAAUGUAAUUUAGUAGAAAAAGAGCAACAGGGCAUCAGAAAGCAAUCAAACAUAUUAAAGGCAGAACAGAAACAGAGAGGACAGGAAACAGGCUGUAGUUCAUGAAUUCACAGCUAAUUUCCUGGUCAAAACUGAGAGGCGUUUCACACCUAACACCACAUAGAAACACAGACACACAGUCAGUGAAAAGUAGAGUUUGACUCUCAACACGUGAGACGAGAAACAAAUGUAUUAUUUUAUUCUCCACUGAUAGAUGAGUGCAGUAUUAUUGUUAUUUGAGUUUCAGAAAGUAGUUUGAGGAGCUGCUGAGAGUCUCAGACUGAUUUUCUGAACUGAACUGAUGAAGAAAUGAAGUUUCCGCUGACAGUUUGUGUGUUUCUGCUGACGGUGAUCAGGUCACUGUCUGUGGACAUUACAGUGAGAGGAACGGAGGGAGAAUCAGUUAUUAUUAAGUGUCCUUAUCCAGGAGGAUAUGUAGACUCUGUCAAAUACUUCUACAAAGGAGUUUACAGAGAGAGUGUCAUUAUACUACAAUCUGAUGGAGGAAGGUCUAAGGACAGAUUCUCACUGGAGGAUGAUCGUCAGACCAGAUCAUUUACAGUGACCAUCAGUGACCUGAAGAUGGAAGAUGCUGGAAUAUACGGCUGUAGAGCUGGAUGGGGGGGAGAUUAUAAACAAAUCCAGCUGAUUGUGAUCAGAGCUCCACAGAGACCGAGACCUGUCCAGAUCUCAACAUCCACCAUUCGUCCAUAUACAAACACCAGCACUGAACACAUUGACACUGAACACAGCAGCACAGGUACCUGAACUCACUCACACACUGAAUACACAACAAAACAUUAACAAAAUAUUGUUAAUGUAAAGUUA